This is a messenger RNA of Diachasmimorpha longicaudata, 1256 nucleotides long. RefSeq names its product U5 small nuclear ribonucleoprotein 40 kDa protein. Gene Ontology annotation, cellular component: catalytic step 2 spliceosome. Gene Ontology annotation, molecular function: RNA binding; protein binding. The record is from RefSeq and is a predicted model, not a curated record. NCBI's taxonomy places the organism in Eukaryota, Metazoa, Arthropoda, Insecta, Hymenoptera, Braconidae. The transcript has 6 exons. The coding region runs from base 101 to 1150 and encodes 349 amino acids.
UAUGUUAGUUUCAUUUGGUGUUGUGGCUUGGUACAUCGCGAGAUCUUUCCUCAGCAAUUGAUUCAUCAAAAUUGACACAAACAAUAGAAAAAUCUAUAAAAUGCCAACUGCAGAUAAGAGGAAAGGUGACGAGAUUCUUGCUCUCGUACCCGCAUCAAAGAGGACAAAGAAUGAAGUGGUGUUUAGUAGCAGAGAAAAGGCUGUUAUUCAGAAUGGUCCACCACGAACUUCCGCCUUAAUUGCACCGAUAAUGCUUUUGGAGGGUCAUCAGGGUGAUAUUUUUUCAUUGGAAUUUCACCCGGAAGGACAGUAUCUCGUGUCUACAGGUUUUGACAGGCAAAUUUUUAUUUGGAAUGUCUACGGUGAAUGCGAAAAUAUUGGAGCAAUGUCUGGUCAUAGUGGUGCAGUGAUGGAGAUCCACUUCAGUUCUGAUGGAAAUCUUUUAUAUUCAGCCAGUACUGACAUGACACUGGGAUUGUGGGAUAUAAUAGCAGGAACGAGAAUAAAAAAACUCAAAGGUCAUACGUCUUUUGUUAAUUCAGUUUCUGGUGCACGCAGAGGACCAACGCAAUUGUGCUCGGGAAGUGAUGACAGUACAAUUAGAAUUUGGGAUCCACGAAAAAGAGGACAAUGUUAUACUUUAAAUAAUACCUAUCAGGUAACAGCAGUCACAUUCAAUGAUACAGCUGAGCAAGUCAUUAGCGGUGGAAUUGACAAUGACAUCAAAGUAUGGGAUUUACGAAAAAAUUCAGUUCUGUACAAAUUGAAAGGUCACUCCGAUACUGUCACUGGCAUCAGCUUGAGUCCAGAUGGCUCGUACGUACUAUCAAAUUCCAUGGAUAAUACUUUGAGAAUUUGGGAUGUUCGGCCAUUUGCACCAUACGAAAGAUGUGUUAAAAUGUUGUCUGGUCAUCAACACAAUUUUGAAAAGAAUUUGUUGAGGUGUGCUUGGUCUCCAGACGGUAGUAAAGUCUCAUCGGGUUCCUCUGAUCGAUUCCACUAUAUUUGGGACACAACGAGCAGACGAGUUUUGUACAAAUUGCCCGGUCACAACGGAUCUGUCAACGAUGUAGACUUCCACCCGAAAGAACCCAUUGUUUGCUCUGGAUCGAGUGAUAAACAAAUAUAUUUGGGAGAAAUUGAGGCAUGAAUUGAUCAAUGAGAGAGAUAUGUGUGGGAUUUUGCAGAUAGAGAUACGUGGAAGGACUGCGAAUAUUUCAGGGACGUGAUGAAAUAAAUUAGAAUCUUUAUAAGAA